AUGUCCAGUCUGCACACACAUCAAAGAUAUCACACAGGGGAGAAGCCGUUUUCCUGUCCUGAGUGUGGGAAAUGUUUUUCACAGAAGUCCAAUCUUUACACACAUCAGAGAUCUCACACAGAGGAAAAGCCGUAUUCCUUUUCUGAGUGCGGGAAAUGUUUUUCAGACAAGUCUAAACUUUACAAGCAUCAGAGAUCUCACACGGGGGAGAAGGUACUUUCCUUUCCUGAGUGA
Molecule: messenger RNA, 234 nt
Organism: Staurois parvus
Lineage: Eukaryota; Metazoa; Chordata; Amphibia; Anura; Ranidae
Source: the annotation of a GenBank genome assembly